CGCGGAGAGACGGCGCCGAGAGCGCUGCGCAGGUGGAAGGCAGAUCCCGGGCAGUGACCCCGCCGGCAGUAUGCACAGGGCAGCGGGAUGACCCCCCGCCCUUGUAAGAUGGCCUCGCUGGACCAAAUGUUGCUGAUCAUCGGCUUUCUCCUCCUGACCUUCCUGGUGCUCAGGAGCCACAGCUGUCCGGCUGAGUGCCGCUGCUACAGCAUGACCGUGGAAUGUGGAUCCAAAGGGUUAAAGAGCAUUCCACAGAACAUCCACCCUUCCACUCAGACGAUGUUUCUUCAGGAUAACGCCAUCACCCAGAUCCAGCAGCAGGACCUCUCGCCGCUGUCCGGGCUGCAAUACCUCUACAUCCAGAACAACUCCAUCUCUGGACUGGAAGCAGGAGCCUUCACCACGCAGCAGCAUCUGGUGGAGCUGGCUCUCAACGGAAACCGCAUUCAUCUCAUCAACAGCAGCAUCUUCAAGGGUCUGGAGCACCUUAGGGUCCUUUACCUGGCGGGAAACCAAAUCACGCGGCUUCUGGCGUACACAUUCUCUAACUUGCAGAGACUUCAGGAGCUGCAUCUACAGGAGAACAGCAUCGAGGUCCUCCAAGACCAGGCGUUUUCAGGGCUCUCCUCUCUUGCACUUUUGGACCUCAGUAGGAACAAUCUACGCACCGUUAGCCGCUCGAUCCUCCGGCCUCUGCUCAGUCUGCAGGUCCUGAGGCUGACAGAAAACCCGUGGAGAUGUGACUGCGCGCUCCACUGGCUUCGGACCUGGAUGAGAGAAGAAGGCCAAAGACUUCUCACCUCCCUGGACAAAAAAAUCAUCUGCUCCGAGCCGCCGAGGCUCUCGCACCAGAACCUGCUGGACAUCUCCGGGAACAGCCUUGUCUGCAUCCCUCCCGUGGUCCUUGUAGACCCCAUGGAGAUGACUGUCCGUCUAGGAGACGAGUUACGCGUCUCCUGUAGAGCUACGGGAUAUCCCCAACCGCUGGUGACCUGGAGAAAAGUGGCUCACGCUCGUACCGGCCCAACCAAGGUCAACGUGAAGUCCCCCAGCAGCAGAACCUUUGAGCUCAGCGAGAGGAGUGUUGGGGACCAGUUGGACUCGGAUACCGGCAGCGGCAUGCUGUUACUGAACAACAUCACCAUGUCCCACGCUGGAAAGUACGAAUGCGUGGCCUCUAAUGCUGGUGGAACCGCAAAGGUUUUGUUCCACCUGACGGUCAACCUGUCCAAUCAGCAAUCGCGCUCGUACACGUCUGUGGAUAUCAGUCAGGAGCCGCUAUAUGACAUGGAGAGCAUGGAAUUCAACGCGUUGAGCAUGGCAACUCAGACGACCAUCGCCAUUGGCAUAUCCUUACUGGCCCUCACCGCCCUGCUACUGCUCUUCAUGAUCUACCGGAAGCACCAUAAGAGAAAAAAGGCCAAGAAGGAAGAGAACAUGCUGUACGUGAAUGACUACUCCGACGGGCCCACCACGUUUGCCCAGCUGGAAGAGUAUCGGGACGAGGGCGGCCACGAGAUGUUCGUCAUAGACAGGAACAAGGCUCACUUUCCGACGUACAAAGACGCAGAAGGCCUCAGUAGUUUCUCCGGCCUCUCGGACCUAACAGAGCAGCUUCAGGACCAGGGAACCCAGACGUUGCAGGACGAAGCAGGGAGGCAGCAGAUCAAUGACAUCUUUAUUAACCAGGGCUUUCUCUUCCAGCAGCAAAUUGCCUACGAAAUACACUGUUAAAGGACCAA
Messenger RNA from Spea bombifrons (plains spadefoot toad), 1742 nucleotides. RefSeq names its product leucine rich repeat containing 24 (gene LRRC24). The record is from RefSeq and is a predicted model, not a curated record. The transcript is spliced from 5 exons. Bases 88 to 1734 code for a protein of 548 amino acids. NCBI's taxonomy places the organism in Eukaryota, Metazoa, Chordata, Amphibia, Anura, Pelobatidae. Gene Ontology annotation, molecular function: protein binding.